AUGUCCAGCUGGAGGCCAACGACAAGUGGAGUCCCUCAAGGAUCAGUGCUGGGACCAGUCUUGUUUAACAUCAUCAGUGACAUGGCGAGUGGCAUUGAGUGCACCCUCAGCAAGUUUGCUGAUGAGACCAAGCUGUGUGGGGCAGCUGACAUGUUGGAGGGUGCUCCUUUUCAAAGGUCUCAGCAUCCCCAUGCUACCUCCUGCAGGCACUUCCACCUGGGUCCCCAGCCUCAGCUCCCUGCCGACUUCACCCUGCCUCACGCGGUGCAGCCCCAGCCGGGGCUGACCCCCCACAUGCAAUACCUCCUCCAGCAGCAGCUCCUCGAGGCGCAGCACCGCCGGCUUAUGCCCCAUCCCAGGCGGGCUCAAGAGCGCAUGUCGGUUCAGCCUCACCGGCUACACCCCAGCUUUGACUUCAGCCACCAACUGCAGACACCACAACCCAUGGGGCCCCAGCCCAGAUACCUAGCUGAAGGCACAGACUGGGACCUCAGUGUGGAUGCAGGACUGACUCACGCGCAGUUCCAGGUCCGGCCAGUCCCUCAGCCCUAUCAGCACUACUUGGCUACACCUCGGGUGCACCAUUUCCCCAGAAGCACAUCCUCGACACAGAUGGUUGUUCACGAAAUCAGAAGUUACCCUUAUCCUCAGCUUCAGUUACUUGCUCUCCAGGGACUCAACUCAAGCCGGCACACAUCCGCGGUGCGGGAGAGCUAUGAAGAGCUGCUGCAGCUGGAGGACAGGCUGGGCAGCGUGAGCCGCGGUGCCGUCCAGAACACCAUCGAGAGGUUCACCUUCCCCCACAAGUACAAGAAGAGAAGACCGCAGGAGGGCAAAGCUGAGCAGGAGGAUGGAGAAGAGUCAGACACGGAUGAGAAAUGCACAAUCUGUCUGUCCAUGCUUGAAGAUGGAGAAGACGUCAGGCGGUUGCCCUGUAUGCAUCUCUUCCACCAAGUGUGUGUGGACCAGUGGCUGGCCACCAGCAAGAAGUGCCCGAUCUGCAGGGUGGACAUUGAAACACAGCUCGGCUCGGACAGCUGAAAAGACUGGCUGGACACACCAUUUUCCUUACCAGGUCGUAUGGCCAUAGACCCUUGCAGCAAAAUUUUUUGCCUUCUGAGCCAUUUGAUUGAGAGAAAAAUGUCUGCAGGCUCGUGAGCGAGGAGGAGGAGAUGGCAGUACAAUAUCUAGGGGUAGGAGAUAUUGCACAUACGCAGGAUACAGGCCCAGGGAGAGGGAACUGGCAUUCCCGGAGCUCAGAGACUCCGUGUUGCUGAAGAUUUAGUUGAAUAUGAAGGAGCUAGUUGUGGUAGUCUGGCCUGUCAAUCCUGCAUUUAAUGGGGAUUGUAUAUAUAUACCUCUCAAACGCGUAGAAACAUGUUAGGGGUCCUUUAGCUAUUUCUAUGGAUGGCAGCUGGAGCAUGUUAGCUUAAGAAAUGUUGUGUUUGAUGCCCUACUCAUCUUGUGGUGGACAUGUUGCUGUUACCUAAUUUGCACCAAAUAUUUUUUCAUAGAUUCCUUAUUUUGGUGCCUGGUUAACACAUUUCAGAGGGGGGGACAAAGAGGUCAAGCUUCCCCACCGCUGGGGGCGGAAGAGGCGAAAAAGCAAAAU
Chaetura pelagica (chimney swift) is the source of this 1612-nucleotide messenger RNA. RefSeq names its product ring finger protein 165 (gene ARK2C). Lineage: Eukaryota; Metazoa; Chordata; Aves; Apodiformes; Apodidae. Gene Ontology annotation, molecular function: zinc ion binding; ubiquitin protein ligase activity. The record is from RefSeq and is a predicted model, not a curated record. The transcript is spliced from 9 exons. Gene Ontology annotation, biological process: motor neuron axon guidance; positive regulation of BMP signaling pathway. Bases 1 to 1041 code for a protein of 346 amino acids.